CUACGAGCUGCUUCAUCCGCCACUAAAUCCGUCUCUGUCCGCCCUGCCCGUCCUCUCCGUCCUCUCCGUACCGUACGGCACCGAGGAGAGCCCACAAACACGUAAAAGGUACUGCCCUAUUCUCCAUAGCAUGAGCUUCAAUGUCCACUGACGUAUGUGGGUCAUGGUAGCGUCCUUGUCUUCAUCCGUCCUUUGUUUACUCGGCGAGCUUGCUGGCCCCGUGAGCUCCAUCCAACCAGCUCGACCCACAGCUGCAACAACAGGGUGUGGUAAUUGCCAACACUCCGCACACUGGGAAUUGUCCAUCCAGCAAUUGAUUCCUGCUAAGCUGGUCCUCUGCCUGCCCGAGACAUUUCCAGGCCAAUUGCCUUGUUGCGGACCAGGCUGGAGGCAGAGCGAGGUACUUUCGUAGCACCGCCACCAUAAAUGGCCAUGUCCCAGGUAGAGAGCACGAGCCUCAUGGGCUCAACACGCGUCCUCCCAAGCGACGACUCGGGCAGCUCUGGUGGCAGCAGCAUCACAUCCGUACAGACUGCGAAGCCCGAGACGUCACAGCCCGUCGCGCCCUUUCCCCCACCAAAGACGGACAAACCCAGGCCGCACGUCUGCGCAACCUGUCAACGCUCCUUCGCCCGACUAGAACACUUAAAACGACAUGAGCGAUCCCAUACCAAAGAGAAGCCCUUUGAGUGCCCACAAUGCACGCGGUGUUUUGCGCGGCGCGACUUGUUGUUACGGCACCAGCAGAAGCUCCACCAGCAGGGCGCGACCUCGACCCGACCCCGCAAUGCGCGUAGGGAAAGCACGACCGGCCUGCCUCCCAACCCUUCCGGCCGCGUACGCAAGAACUCAGUCUCGAGCAAUGUGGGCGGCCCAGGCGGUGCCGGCACUCCGAGCAUGAGACCGCGGGCAAACACCAUCAGUCACAUCGACCCAAGUGCUCUGAACAGCUUCCUAGCCUCGCACCACGCAACAUUGCCAAGGGGCAAUGGAGGUCACCACCAAGGGCAUUCGCAUCAUGCGAGCCUGUCUGGAAUCAACACCUCUAAUCAGUUCGACUACAGAGGCAUGUCGACAUCUGUAGGCAACCACGGGCAGCAUCAUGGGCUACCGAGACUGGAUACCCACCUCGGUCAUGGCUUGGGCGGCGGACUGCGCACAGCGCCGCCCAUGCAAGGCGUUGGCCCUGACGAACUCGAGCUGGAGAAAUUCUUCGGGUCGUCCUCGACCAUCAAUCCAAACCAGCUGCAUCACUUCAACGGAGCCAUUGGGAACCCGCAAUCGCCUUUCCGGCAAUUCGCCAAUCCAUUUGCUGCGAACAACCCAAUCGAGGAGGACGACUUCGCCUGGAGCGCCGGUCUGGACAACGCAAUGAUGUUUGCAGGAGGGAACGAGGGAGCUGUGGACGAGUCGUCACCUUCAGCAAUAAGCACUGCCAGCCAAGGCGGAUUUAGCGAAGUGAUGCUCGACGGCUCAGGCCAGCCUACCUCCGCGGCCAUGUGGCAUAACCCACUAGUCACCCAUGCCAACAUGGCCUCGACAGCUUUUACGCUUGACGCCAUGGCCCCAGUGUUCCCUGAGCUGAUGAUGAACUCGGUUACACCACAGGACCUCGUCGCGGAUCACGGUGUUCAGCAUGACUUCUACAUGUCCUCACCCGGUCCCUUGUCGGGAAUGAGCCCCUCAGCAGGUAUCCCCGGCAUGCCGAACCAGUACUUCCAGGCGCCCAUGACCUUCAAUUCGGAUACUGGCAGCAUAUCUUCGUCCUCGAUCAAUGGAAGCGCAAGGCACAGCUCCGUAACAUCCGUCUCUACCGAGUCCAUCACCGAGUCCACCAGGCAAGCUCUGAUCUACAACCUAUCUCAAGCUAUGGGGUAUGGCCUCCCUCAACGGAAGUUUUCCCAGCCACAAAUCAGUUCGCCCUUGUCCGCGACGCCAAACGGGAAAAACCAAGGUCAGGUUGCCUCACUCCCAAGUACCAUGGACAUUCAACGCUAUGUCAAUGCGUAUAUUCAAUACUUUCACCCUCAUAUGCCAUUUCUACACAUUCCAACAUUGUCCUUUGACACUCCAGCGUAUACGUACCAUCUUCGCACUACUAGCAGCUUCAACCAGGACGGCAUGGUCGGCGGUGGCGGCUGUCUCAUCCUCGCCAUGGCGGCAAUUGGAGCCCUGUACGAGUUUGAGCACAACGUUGCAAAGGAGCUGUUCGAGGCUGCGAAAAAGAUGAUUCUCUACUACCUCGAUGAGCGUCGCAGAGCCGGGCUUUCGGCUGCGGUGAAUGGUCCCAACGCUACAAAUGACUCGAUAAACAAGCCUCCACUGUGGUUAGUUCAGGCAAUGCUACUAAACCUCAUAUUUGGGCAUAAUUGCGGCGAUCGACAGGCUGCUGAAGUUGCGAGCACUCACUGCGCAGCACUUGUGAGUCUUGCGAGAGCCGCUGGCCUAGACAAGCCAGCAACGCCAGACACGAUGACGCACAGUCCACGCAACCAUAUGAACGGUGACGAUGUGCAGAUGAGUAAUGAUCCAAGUCUGCACCAGGAACCGAUGAUCGAUUCCGUUGACGAGCAUACCCAGUGGAUUCAAUGGAAGAAAAUCGAAGAAAGGAAACGCACGUAUUUUGCCGUCUUCUCCAUGUCGAGCUUGCUUGUUUCUGCUUACGCACACGCUCCACGGAUCCUGAACUCGGAAAUUCGCCUUGACCUCCCCUGCGAAGAAGAUCUCUGGUCUGUUGACAACCCCCAAGCAUGGGUGGCAAUGGGCGGCCCAAUGAUUGCACAAACCAGGGGACUGUCGUUCAACGCCGCCAUGACUUACCUACUCGAAGCUAGCACUCGCCAGUCCAGCUCUCGAAUACACAACUCUUACACUCAGGCAUUUGGAGGUGGUCAGCCAGCAAGUGACUCUCCAGAGAGCGAGAUUCGGCCUAGCACAUUCGGAUGCUUUGUUCUGAUCAAUGCAUUACAUGUCUACAUUUGGGAAACUAGGCAAAGGCACACUGGACGGUUGUGGAAGACCCAAGAAACGGAAGCUAUGCAUGCACAGGUGGAGCCUGCGCUGAAAGCCUGGCAAGCUGCUUGGAGAGCCAAUCCGAACCAUAGUAUUGAGCGGCCCAGCCCAUUUGGUCCGCUAUCGGCCGACUGCAUACCGCUACUCGACUUGGCUUAUGUGAGGCUAUUUGUGAACCUCGGCCGUGCUAAGGAGCUUCUGUGGCAGAGAGAUUUCGAUGGCAUGGCGAAUGAGCUAGCAAGGGGCGUUGAUAUUGUUGCCCAGGCCGACAGUCCUGAACGAUCUUCGUCCAUGGAGGCCGGCAAGUCAGCUUCUCCUGGACAUAUCGUCUCACCAGACCUCGACGCAAUUAGUCACAUCAGCCCAGGGCACGCCAACAACGGUUUCCAACCCAACCAAUCUUCAAAACGUGAGAGACACCUCCGCAAAGCUGCCUUCUACGCGGCCGACUCUCUUUCCAUGGCAGACAAACUGGGCGCUACCUAUGUCGAGUAUACUGCUCGGGAAAUACCCAACUCGUCUGCAUUUUGCACUUUCGACUGUGCCCAAGUUCUCGCUGAGUGGGUAGCGACUGUCCAAGAUCGAGUGGGACGCUUCUUGGGUGUGCUAGGCAAAGACGACAUCGACUACACUGCUGUGCCGGCCAUUAUGCUACUAGAGGAGGAAGACGUCAAACUUCUACAAAAGAUCGCAGACAUCCUCCACCAUGCUGAUAUGAAGCUGGCCUACGAUAUCUCCUCCAACUCGCUGCCAAUGCUCGGCGGGCUAUCCAACCUUGGGCAUUGCGGCUAUGGCACCAAGUUGCUUAUGGUGACAGCUUACAUGCUGUCAAAAGCUGCUGUUUGGCCUGUCACUCAUGUCCAGGCGCGCGCACUCGAGUCGCACGCCAACCACAUAAACCAACGCGCCGAAAACUCUGUAAUUGCCUCGUAAAUAUCCCUCUCUAUGGACUUUGUACAAAACUCUUGCCAUGAGUCCGACGUACACGACGAUUGACCAUCCAUCCGACUUCAUGGCACAACUGGACGACACUUGACGACCGAGACGAAAUGGCCUGUGACGAUCGCAAUCCGUCGCGCCAUUAGACGACUUUUCACGAGAUCACUACUGCACCCGUAUUCGUUUGUA
This is a messenger RNA of Cucurbitaria berberidis CBS 394.84, 4140 nucleotides long. RefSeq names its product DNA binding regulatory protein-like protein AmdX. The coding region runs from base 427 to 3945 and encodes 1172 amino acids. The record is from RefSeq and is a predicted model, not a curated record. Lineage: Eukaryota; Fungi; Ascomycota; Dothideomycetes; Pleosporales; Cucurbitariaceae. The transcript is spliced from 3 exons. Gene Ontology annotation, molecular function: DNA-binding transcription factor activity, RNA polymerase II-specific; zinc ion binding; RNA polymerase II cis-regulatory region sequence-specific DNA binding. Gene Ontology annotation, cellular component: chromatin. Gene Ontology annotation, biological process: regulation of transcription by RNA polymerase II; DNA-templated transcription.